AUGAUGUUGUCGAACCUGUCGAAGAGUAUCGUGCUGGAGGCUACCACCCAGUUCACCUCGAGGACACUUUCCACCACAGGUAUCGGAUUGUUGCAAAGUGGGCAUUUGGUCAGUUUUCCACAGUUUGGAUUGCCGAAGAUACAAGGUUGUAUCCACGUCAUCUCGUUCGCCCGCGACUAUCAAACUUACUCCUUCCUGUACCCUAGGCUUGGAAGAUAUGUCACGUUAAAGAUUCUCAAAGCGGAUAUCUCAAGCAACAGCCGAGAAUGUUCUAUACUCCUUCACUUAUCGAAAGUGGAUACAUAUCAUCCAGGCAAAAACCACGUUUUGCAAUUAUUGGAUCAAUUUGAGCAUAAAGGGCCUAAUGGCUUACAUCUUUGUCUCGUGUUCCCAGUCAUGAUGUCAGAUGGUCAAGCAAUGACUAUUCGGGAAAAACCACGCUGCCCAGGUUAUGUUCGCGAGAUUUCGAAACAAAUAUUACUCGGGUUGGAUUAUCUUCACGAUCAGGGCCUUGUUCAUGGCGACCUCCAACCAGCCAACAUACUAUUCACCCUGAACUGCGACUUGUCAGGCGGAAUGAUAACUGAACCCGAAUUUAGUCCUGUCAAUUGGCUUCCAGGAGUUGAAGUUGAUAACAGCGCUCCGCGGUAUCUUAUGAGUUCGCAGCGGCCCCGCGGAUUCCUAGACAAUGCAGCCUUCUCGACACUUCUGGUCAAGAUUGGUGAUUUGGGCGGAGCUAUGUGGAACACACAAGAUGAUUUUCUUCCUGUCACGCCAAUGGCGUUGAGGGCACCCGAGUUACUCCAGCCCCAUCCAGGGAAUGAGAAGGUGGACAUAUGGGCUCUAGGGUGUUUGAUAUUUCAACUUGCUACAAACGAGCCACUCUUCCCGGUAGAAUCUUUUGGAUGCACGAUUGACGAGGUUCAUGAGAUUUUGCGAUCUCUCAUGCACGAGCUAUUUGAGCAUGGCAAUCAAAAAUUUGCCAUCUACAUUAGCGAGAGAUUACCGACUGAUUUUGGCAAAGAGAACACUGAGAAGCUUGCAAAUUUUCUUUGGUCAGCGUUGCAGGAACGUCCCGAAGAUUGA
Penicillium olsonii is the source of this 1086-nucleotide messenger RNA. The record is from the annotation of a GenBank genome assembly. Lineage: Eukaryota; Fungi; Ascomycota; Eurotiomycetes; Eurotiales; Aspergillaceae.